GUAACUUCAAGGUUAAUGAUCUUAGUUAUUAAGCGUAAGGGUUAUGAAUUCAGUUCCAAGUAACCGUGACCUAUAAAGAUGUAGAAAUUGUUUUGGGUUUGUUAAUUUCUGCCAUAAUGUGUCAUAUUUUAUGUAAGAUAAGAAUAUGUAAAAUAAUGCACUUUUCAAAAGAAUACUUCUGUACCAGUUAAAAAAUGUAAUUGAGAAAAACAAUGUUUUAAAUACAUAGACCCAUAUAAAAUAUAUUAAUCGAGCAUCAUCAGUUCCCAACAUUGUUCAAGUGUUGUGUAAUUCAGUAAACUGAACAGAGUGGGCCACCAUAUUUAGUUUCCUGUUCUAGCGAUCCCCUAAAAUAGCUCUACUGCAAUUGCUCUGGCACACAGGUGCCAUAUUGAGCCUUGAAAACCUCCGUGCAUAAUCUACCAAAGAAAGGCUGGAUUUAUCCUCCAUCCACCAUGGAAUGAUUUUCAGACAGGCAGAUUCUGAUGCUGUAGAAGAGAAUUCUGAUAACCUACAGGCAGACGUCUGGAGAACAAACCAAGAGUACAGGACCUAUCGGCACCAGAGCAAUGGAACAAUGGUAAUGGUGCAAACCAGCACACAUACUUUUCAUGUGGAUCUGGAGAAGCUUGCAGACUGCAGCGAGUAUUUCAAGGCUCUGUCUCACUCCUGCAUGAGAGAGACAUCCGAACAGCUGGUACACCUUGACCAUGUUCCCUCUCCAGUCUUUCACAACCUUCUACAAUUCUGCUUCCUACAGCAGUUCUGUAUUUCUGAAUACCUCUUUGGGGAACACCUACGGGUGAGCACAUAUCUGCUUGCCUCUGGGUUCACCAAUCGUCUACUGAUUGCCCUCUCUCAGUCCCUAACGGAGCACACCUGUCUAGACUAUCUACAGCUGGCUGAGGAACUCUGCAGUGAGGAGCUCCAAGAGACUGUGCUAACCUACCUGAGCAAGUAUCUAUUGGAGCGUUCACACCUGUGCCAGGGCUUGGAUCCACACCUUAAAGCAAAGCUUCUCAGAUUAAGGUCAAAGGGAGCUCCACACUUAUGCUGCUUGAGAAAGGAGAACUUGACCUCAAGGAAUGACCCAGAAACAGAUGCUGCUCGAAAGCUCUUCAGGCUGGAGGAAGACCAGGAUUAUGGGAAAUGGAGUUCUCUCACAGAUCUGCCUUUUUGUGCAGAUAAGUGGUGCUUCACCACAGCAGUUCUCUAUAAUUACCUCUAUCUCAUAGGGGGUUAUAGACACCGUGUAAAGAGGGGUUAUGAGUUCAAGAUGGCUUCCUUCCGCUAUAACCCUUUUACUAACCAAUGGGUAUCGACAGCUCCUCUGAUUAAGCACAGGCGUCACUUCAGUGCAGCUGUGUGUGAGGGAAGAAUCUUUGCUGUGGGUGGCUGGUAUCUGGAUUCCCUUGUGACUCCUGACUCUAGCACAGGCGUCUACACUGCCGUGGAGAGGUACGAUCCAUGGAAAGACACAUGGGAAUUUGUUUCCUCUCUCCCUCUGACAGACUUCCAGUUCAGCCUGUCCCUUUCCCAUGAUUCCCCGCUCACAACCAGCCUGGGACACUGCCUCUAUGUACUGGGGAACAUCCAGAGAACUGGAGAGAAACUGGUGUUGUGCUACGAUACUAGACAAGAUUGCUGGUGUGAGCUGCUCCCCACACUAACCCGCACCAGUGCAGACCUCCCCAUCUUGAACUUCCUGGGUGCUGCUAAUAGUCAGUUGCUUGUAAUUGGAGGGAACAAUUCUGAAACAAUGGUGACAUCUUUCUGCGUGGACUCUCAUAAGUGGGGUCAUAUCAGAGCAAUGGAGAGAACCACUUUAAUUGGUCAGGGCACCAUUCUGCAUAAUGAGGUCUACAUGUCAGGGAUGAAGGACAAUUCUGUAGUUAAACUGAACCUGCAUUCACUGUCCAUCUGUCCUCUUCCUUCCCUUCCUGUCACCACCUGCUACGAGAGCCUUUUCCACCUCUACUUCUGACGUUCUUUUACUUCAUUUAAUUGCAUCAAAAUGUAACAAAAUAUUUGAUAAAUGAAUCAACUUGUCUAAAGUAAA
Molecule: messenger RNA, 2059 nt
Organism: Carassius carassius (crucian carp)
Lineage: Eukaryota; Metazoa; Chordata; Actinopteri; Cypriniformes; Cyprinidae
Product: kelch-like protein 42
Exons: 5
Coding region: 461-1984 (507 amino acids)
Molecular function (GO): protein binding
Source: RefSeq, a predicted model, not a curated record